Molecule: messenger RNA, 1975 nt
Organism: Polyodon spathula (Mississippi paddlefish)
Lineage: Eukaryota; Metazoa; Chordata; Actinopteri; Acipenseriformes; Polyodontidae
Product: sialoadhesin-like
Exons: 5
Coding region: 197-1249 (350 amino acids)
Biological process (GO): cell-cell adhesion
Cellular component (GO): membrane
Source: RefSeq, a predicted model, not a curated record
UUCAGCACUGUAGCCCCAGUUAUUGCUCCACUGCUUUGAAACAGUUCUGAUUAGCCUUUCUGUAGAGAUCUGUCAGUAAUGAAUGAUAUUAUAUCCUGAAAUUGUGGAUUUUAAUUAAGAUCGAAGUAACAGCUCUUGUGAGUUUGCUUAUGUUUGAAGACUAAAAAACAAAAACCGAAAAACAGAACUAGCAGCUAUGUUGGUCAAAGGAAUGUUCUUCAUUUCAAUGACAGCUCUUCUUGUUGUGCCAGCUGUUCAGGAGUUGGAGUUUAAAGUCCAUUACUCCUGUGAUCAGAUCUGUGCAUUGAGAGGAAGCUCUGUGGUCAUGCCGUGCUCAUAUUAUUAUCCCGAGCACAGUGGGAACACAGAAGUAACUAUCCAAACUGUCAAGUGGUUUUGGUUGCCUGACACUGGUCCCAUAUCUACUGAUUCAUCCAUAUAUGUGUACCAUAGUACUGAGAGCCUUGUGAGUCCUCCAUUCAAACACCGGACAGAGUAUCUGGGGAACAAAGUCAGGAACUGCAGGUUAAAGAUGCGGGAUCUGCAAAGCAGUGACACUGGAAGAUAUUAUUUUAGAUUUGAAACACAUCCCCCUCAAACUAAAUUUACUGGCACUCCUGGAGUGGACCUUUCUGUAACUGAGCCAAAGGUUAUCCUGGACCCUCCAGUUCUAUAUAAUACUGUGAAAGAAGGAUCUUUUGUUUCUCUGACCUGUGGCUUUGACCGCUGCCCCCUGAGUGAGAGUAGCUUUGUCUGGUACAGGGAGGAACAACCAAUCCGGAACACAACAUCAAACAAACUUCAGUUCAAUGUUUCUUCUAAACAUUCUGGAAACUAUUACUGUGCUACACAUGAGAACAGCAAUAUCAAAUCUAAAGCAUUCAAGUUGAAUGUGAAAUACCUUCCAAGGAACACCUCGGUCUCAGUCAGUCCUCCUGGUGAAAUAGUGCCUGGGAGUCCAGUGACUCUGACCUGCAGCAGCAAUGCAAACCCACCAGUCAGCAGCUACACCUGGUUUAAGACGAGUAGAAACCAUGUGGUGAAGUCAGGUCCUGAACAGAGUCUCAUCUUUGAAAACAUAAGCCUCCAUGAUAGUGGAGAGUACUACUGUGAAUCCAUCAAUGAGAUUGGAAGAAGUGUAUCUCUGGUAGUGCCAUUAAUUGUAAACUGUAAGUACUGCCUGUCUGGCUGGAAUGGGCAGCCUAGUCAUGUUAUUGAUGAUGAAUCAUAUAUCACAUGGAUCCUUUAGGACCGACUUGAGAAAAGUUUUGAGAUCAAUUAGCAACUCCUAGGAACUGGACAAGCAGAGAUCUUGUGUUUCUAUAUUCUUCAUUAACACUGGUACUGAUUGCUUGUGAGUUUUUUUCUAACCAAGUCACAUUAAGGGAUACAUUCAUGAUCAAUCCCUUUCACUGCAGAUGGUCCAAGGUACUCAUCAGCCUCUAUCUACCCUGGUGACUGUAAUGCAUCAGUUACUGUAAUCUAAUGCAGUCUAGCUAGAUAGAUGCUUUAUAUACAGGAGCGCACUCACUUGGGAAGUGACUCAACAAAUGCAUCUGAUUUUUUGGCUCCCUCUUCUGGAACAAAAAAUGUAAAUGUGACCAAGAUACCAUAUUUCACAAGAACAAAACCAGCCAGGUUAGAAUAAAGGGUUCAGCUCAAAGAACUGAUGAUUUACGAGAUCCUUGUGAUCAGCAUGAGCUACAGAACCUUUUGACAAGUGUUGUGAAUCCCUGCAGAGCAGCUGGACAGGACAAAUGCUCUUUGUUUUGUAAUGGUGACUACCAGGACAGCAAACACAUAUUGUGUGUUGGAAAUGUGUGUAACGGUGCAUUUAUCACUGGUCCCUUACUUUUUAAUGCAUGCAUUUAAGACUGGAGAAUGUACAGAUACUAAAGUAUUUUUUCUGUCUCAUUUUCUUUUAUUUCAGCUACAAUGAAAACUAUAGUAAUUAUAAUAAUGGGACUAAUAGCAG